AACCAAUCCUGGAAUAGCCUCAACGGUUCUGGAAAAGGAAGAAUCUUCUGGAACCCCUCAACAUUUACCAUAAAAAUCAAACCCUAAACUCAUACCUUCAUCCUUUUGCUGCUGACCACCUUAUCCCCAAAACCCCGCUCGCUCAAGCAGAACUGUAACCCCCGGAGCUCUGCUUCCCGAAAAUGGCGUCUGCUAAUGCUAUUUCUUCCGCAUCCAUUCUCUGUUCUUCUCAGAAGAACUUGAGGAAGGUGAAUCAAUCGCAGAGCAGCAGGCUAAAUUACAGACAGGCGGGUAGCAGAUUUGUUGUGAGAGCUACUGCAAAGGAGAUAGCGUUCGACCAGAGUUCUAGGGCCGCACUUCAGUCCGGGAUUGAUAAGCUUGCCAAUGCAGUCGGUCUGACUCUUGGACCUAGGGGGAGGAACGUUGUGCUGGAUGAGUUUGGGAGUCCCAAAGUAGUAAAUGAUGGUGUAACAAUUGCUCGGGCCAUUGAGUUGCCCGAUGCUAUGGAAAAUGCUGGUGCAGCUCUGAUUAGGGAGGUUGCUAGUAAGACUAAUGAUUCUGCUGGUGAUGGGACAACAACUGCCUCCGUCCUCGCUAGGGAAAUUAUCAAACUAGGACUUCUCAGUGUUACGUCCGGAGCAAAUCCAGUAUCACUGAAGAAAGGAAUUGACAAGACUGUGCAAGGAUUGAUAGAGGAGCUUGAGAAUAAGGCUAGGGCCGUGAAAGGUGGAGAUGAUAUCAAAGCUGUUGCUUCUAUUUCUGCUGGAAAUGAUGAGCUUAUAGGGUCGAUGAUUGCUGAUGCAAUUGAUAAAGUGGGGCCCGAUGGUGUCUUAUCCAUUGAGUCAUCAUCUUCCUUUGAGACCACUGUUGAAGUUGAAGAAGGGAUGGCGAUUGACAGAGGCUAUAUCUCUCCUCAGUUUGUCACGAACCCUGAAAAGUUAAUUGCUGAAUUUGAGAAUGCUAGAGUGUUAGUUACAGACCAGAAAAUUACGGCUAUAAAGGAUAUAAUCCCUCUUUUGGAGAAAACCACACAAUUGAGAGCUCCUUUGCUUAUCAUUGCAGAGGACGUUACUGGUGAGGCUUUGGCUACACUUGUUGUCAACAAGUUGCGGGGUAUUCUAAAUGUUGCUGCCAUUAAAGCUCCGGGUUUUGGUGAAAGGAGAAAGGCUAUGCUUCAAGACAUUGCCAUAAUGACAGGAGCUGAAUUUCAAGCCAAUGAUCUUGGAUUGCUUAUUGAAAAUACUUCAAUUGAACAGCUUGGUUUGGCCCGAAAAGUGACCAUCUCUAAGGACACAACCACCAUUAUUGCUGAUGCUGCUUCAAAAGACGAGAUUCAAGCUAGGAUUGCGCAGAUAAAGAAGGAAUUGGCUGAGACAGAUUCUGUUUACGACACAGAGAAACUGGCUGAAAGAAUUGCCAAAUUAUCUGGUGGUGUUGCUGUCAUUAAGGUAGGAGCUGCUACAGAGACUGAACUCGAGGACCGGAAGCUCCGUAUUGAGGAUGCAAAGAAUGCAACUUUCGCCGCCAUAGAGGAAGGGAUUGUGCCUGGUGGUGGUGCUGCCCUGGUUCAUCUCUCAACUUAUGUCCCUGCAAUUAAGGACAAGCUUGAAGAUGCAGAGGAGAAGCUAGGUGCCGAUAUUAUCCAAAAGGCGCUGGUAGCACCAGCAUCAUUGAUUGCCCAAAAUGCUGGAGUUGAAGGGGAAGUAGUUGUGGAGAAGAUCAAGGCGAGUGAAUGGGAAAUUGGGUACAAUGCAAUGACGGACAAGUACGAGAAUCUUGUAGAGGCCGGUGUUAUCGAUCCGGCCAAGGUCACGAGAUGUGCCCUACAGAACGCAGCUUCAGUUGCUGGGAUGGUCCUAACCACACAGGCCAUUGUAGUGGAAAAGCCCAAGCCCAAGGCACCCGUCGCUGCCCCACAAGGCCUUACCAUUUAAUCCCUCCUGGGAAAUGUCAUCUUCAUUUGUAGGACAUCAUCAGAUAUCAAUCAAGAGCGACUUCUGGUUCCGGCGGCGCGCGUUCAUGGGAAAGAACGGUGAGACAAUAAGAAGAGGUAACUGUGUGUAUGUGAAUGCGCCUUUUUGUACGGAUUUGGGAACUUCCAUUAGGUACUGUAAGAUUACUGAAUCAAUUGGAUCAAUUUUACUAGUUUUCAUUGAAAAGAAAUAAUUUCGGUAAAAUGGUUGUAUUACAGAUAGGACAGAUAUUCCUCCACUAGAUUUUGGACAUAAUAAUCAAGGGUCAGUUAGUGGGUACCCCUUUGAAUGAUUGCAUA
Messenger RNA from Momordica charantia (bitter melon), 2272 nucleotides. It is a transcript of the gene CPN60A, whose product is annotated as chaperonin-60alpha. Gene Ontology annotation, biological process: protein refolding. Gene Ontology annotation, molecular function: ATP-dependent protein folding chaperone; ATP binding. The record is from RefSeq and is a predicted model, not a curated record. Lineage: Eukaryota; Viridiplantae; Streptophyta; Magnoliopsida; Cucurbitales; Cucurbitaceae.